AUGGCGAUACCGGCAUUGGCAGCGAGAAUCGCGGAGACGACGGCAUCCAACGUGGGAUCCAGUGGGAUGGAAUCAUGGAAGAACCAACUCCGCGACAUCCGAAAUCCAGAGCCGCAGCUCGUGGAGGUCGACGAAGUGGUCGGCGGGCAAAUCGGACGUCCAACGCGACGCCACUGGAAAAACCGUCGGGGCGAUUGGUUCCGACAGGCUGAGGCACUCCGUAUGCCGCUCCACCCCCAGAUGGAUUUCUUCACCGAAACGCGCCAGGCAAGGCGCCAUGCACAGCUGAUCCCGUUUGCUUCUCCCUCUAUCCCGACUUCCUCCCCUCCUUCCAUGUCCUCGGUGGACGACGAUCGCUCCUCCGGUCGACACGAGGCUAGAAAGCGACCGAACGUCCAGGGGAGCAGCUGUGUUUCUCCGAACCACCAACCACAUCGAAUCCGUGACAAAUCAAACGACGGCCGACAGAAAUUUCGCCGCCGCCGGUGGAGCGACUCCAUUAUGACUCCAGACUGCUCGCCGAUGUCGGUCACCCACCGAAGUGCCUCGUGCGCCCGUUGGAAAUUGCGCAGAGUUUGGGCCUUUUAG
Aspergillus steynii IBT 23096 is the source of this 588-nucleotide messenger RNA. RefSeq lists its product as uncharacterized. The coding region runs from base 1 to 588 and encodes 195 amino acids. The transcript has a single exon. The record is from RefSeq and is a predicted model, not a curated record. NCBI's taxonomy places the organism in Eukaryota, Fungi, Ascomycota, Eurotiomycetes, Eurotiales, Aspergillaceae.